GCGGACUCAUUCCAUUCAUGAUUCCACGGCAGCACUGCGGCUUCGAGUUACACAAAAUAGUUCUGUCGAAGAUUACGGGAACGGCCUGACAUCAAGGGAGAAGACGUUGAUUAAAAAUAAAAACUGAGAAAAAACAACAACCACCACACAUGUUGGAAUAUUAUUUGGCAGAUCUUAUAAUUGGAUAAAUACAUUAUAUGUGCAGGAUUACAGAAAAAGAAAGAACACGAAAAUGUAUUAUUAAUUUGUUUUGCCAAGUCAGUGCGGAGAUACUUUAUGUGAAGUUUAAAUACAAGAAAUAUAUUUACACAGGUGGCCAAGUAGGAUUUCCAGUGGAGUUAGAACUGUGGAUUUUAAACAGGAACAACUUACUCAUAUGUGCACGAAAACGCUGUUAGUUAAAAUGAUAUAAGAACUAUAUACACGCGGGUGUCUAAGUUAGAUUUCCAGUGGAGUUAGAACUGUGGAUUUUAAACAGGAACAACUUACUCAUAUGUGCACGAAAACGCUGUUAGUUAAAAUGAUAUAAGAACUAUAUACACGCGGGUGUCUAAGUUAGAUUUCCAAUGGAUUUAGAACUGUGGAUCUUAAACAUGAAAAAAGUACUUACAUAUGCACAGAAAGGCUGUUAGAAAUAUAUGCAAGGCGAUGCCUGAGUUAAAUAUUCAGUGGAUUUAAAACUGUCGAUUUUUAACAUGAACAACAGUACCUAUAAAUGCACAAAAAAAGUGUGUCACUUAAUACUGUGAACAAACUGUGAACAAUGAAAAUAUGGGGCAAAAUAUUUUGGUGAUCUAGAAAGGUGAUUUUCUAUGUUUGGAGAAAUGAAACAAAUAUAUUUAAGACAGGUGGAUAUAUUCUAUUUACACAGCUGGAUCGAUUUGGAUUUUAUGUGAAGUUCAGCUUUCGAAUUACGCAAGUGUAAAAGUAACUUGGAUUGUACAGUAGUGUUGAAAUUUCGAAUGUAAAAUUCACUUAAACUGUUAAACAGAUGAGCGUGCAUUUGUCAGUUGUGAAAUAAAGGUUACCCAUGCAGAAAAUGACAUUUGUGUAUGGUAUGAAGUAAAUAUUUGGAAAAAGCUCGUUAUUUUCGUGUGGAUAAUUACUUGUAUACAAACAAACCCUCCGCUAGACCUGCGAAGAAGCAAUGGUUAUUGCGUGUAACUGAUUGAGGUAGAUAAAGCAUUUUGCUUUGCAUACCAGUUCGCACGAGAGAGGUAAAUGUUAUGAAUAUGUCAAAGCCAAGAUUGCGAGUAGCUGAAGAAUUUGAAAAUAAAACAGGUCAAACAAAAUAGAAACAGAAAAAACGAAAACGAAUCUUUCUUCUAUGACACUCGAUUACUUUGCAGAAAAGAAACAAAAAUCUUCAAACCUAGGGUCUGAAUCUAUUUGAAAUCAAAAUAUUUUGUUUUCGUUAUCAAAGAAAGAUAUCUAACCUCAAGAAUCGUGUCUGGAAUACAACAAAUCUCUUAACAGUGUGAGGGGAAAAGGAAACAGCAACACAAAUAUUCAACAGAGAGUUGUGGGGUUUCAAAACUAUUAAAUGCAGUAAACAAUACUGUCAGUGAAAAAAGUGCAUGUUCCAAGGUUAGUCACGUGCAUUUGAUGGAUGACGACACAGCUGGAUACUUCAAACAUUCUGACUACUGUGCAGUCACAUUAUGGAAAUAAGAAAAUCGAAAAUGUCACAAUGAACAUGAACUGUCGCAACAUCACAGAGGACAACAUCACGGGCCUCGGCAGCGAGAGAGCCAAACACAUGUUUGAAGAAGUCAGCUACAUCAUCUACGGCUUUGCACUGCCAAGCAUCUGUCUGUUCGGGAUGGUCGGAAACAUACUGAACCUGACUAUCCUCACUCGCAGGAAGCUACAGAAGUCCUUUAAGACCUUGGAAAUGGCCGCCAACUACUGCCUUGUGGCUCUAGCCGUCUCCGACCUCAUGUUCUGUGUGUUCGCGUUCCCGACGACGUUUCUCCCUAGCGACGAUACGUAUCGAAAGGACGAGUUCAUUCUACAGUACCGGAUCUACGGGGCCGCUAUAAUUAACGUGUUUAUCAUGUGUAGCACGUGGCUGACCGUGGCCAUGUCACUGGAGCGCUACCUGGCGAUAUGCUACCCUCUCAGACAGGACCUGUACCUGACGACUCGCCGGAUUAAGAUAGUAAUCAUCAUAACAUACAUCUUUUCGUUCCUCUUCAACAUUCCCGUUCUGUGGCGCUACGAGGUCUACCAGUUGUGUAGCGCUUCCAACACUUCCGUUUCCGGUGUGAUGCCAUUCCAGGUACCUCUGUGGAACAGCCAUAGACUCGAUAUGGCGUAUCGGAUAGUCUGGGCAUUGCUGGGCAACUUUGUUCCCCUCAUCCUGCUCUUUUGGUUCAAUGUCUGUCUGUGUCUGCAGAUUUAUCGUUCCUACAAAAUGAGGCAGCAGUUCAAACACGAUCGUCGCAAGGGCGACCACAGCGCCAAAAGUUCGGGCAACGUGUUGACGAUUACACUCGUCGUGAUCGUCGUCAUGUUCUUCAUCUUUGUGGCGCCCUCUGAGAUCGUCAUCACGGCUGCGCAGAUGUCGAACAAUGAUAGCACCUACUCGCACAUGACAAUCGAGGCCGUGAUGAACUUUCUGCAGUCACUGAACUUCUCCCUCAACUUCAUUUUGUACUGCAUUAUAAGCCCGUACUUCAGAAAGACGCUGCGCUACCUUUUCUGUUGCGGCUGCUACAAUAUAUAUCAGGUUUCAAAACAGUGGAAAAAAGAAUUUGAGACGUCUUUAAUGUGACUAUAGCAGGAUACAUUUAGGAUUAUUCUUGGAACGUGUGUCAAAAAGGGAGUACAUAUUACAAGUUUUAUUCCUCUACAUUUUGAUUUUGUACAUUAUAUAUACAAUGUAUAUAUGUGAAUGCGUGUACAUAUUUUCUCGGGGCGUGAACAAAGUGAUGACUAUUCUUGUUGUUGAG
Gigantopelta aegis is the source of this 2954-nucleotide messenger RNA. RefSeq names its product putative G-protein coupled receptor F59B2.13. Lineage: Eukaryota; Metazoa; Mollusca; Gastropoda; Neomphalida; Peltospiridae. Gene Ontology annotation, biological process: G protein-coupled receptor signaling pathway. Gene Ontology annotation, molecular function: G protein-coupled receptor activity. The coding region runs from base 1610 to 2776 and encodes 388 amino acids. The transcript is spliced from 2 exons. The record is from RefSeq and is a predicted model, not a curated record. Gene Ontology annotation, cellular component: membrane.